Messenger RNA from Babesia bigemina, 963 nucleotides. RefSeq names its product hydroxyacylglutathione hydrolase, putative. The coding region runs from base 1 to 963 and encodes 320 amino acids. Gene Ontology annotation, molecular function: hydroxyacylglutathione hydrolase activity. Lineage: Eukaryota; Apicomplexa; Aconoidasida; Piroplasmida; Babesiidae. The record is from RefSeq and is a predicted model, not a curated record. The transcript has 3 exons.
AUGUAUACGCGACUCAUAACGGGUGUAUUUGGACUCUGCUUCAUUCGCCACACACCGCUACUCCACAUUUCACAGCUCAUCCUCUUUUCCCGCGCCUUCACGACUUCGUGCGGAACGAGACACGCGACCCUUGUUGGCAAAGUCAACCGUCGUGCCUUCAGCUCCGGCAACAUGUUCAACGACAUCCUCAAGAAACCUUGCGCCGAAGUGGUUCCCGUCCCAGUCUUUUCGGACAACUACGCCUAUCUGCUGGUCGAGCACGGGACGACGAAUGCGUUCUGCGUGGAUCCCGCGGAGCCGCGUACCGUGCUGCAGGCCGCCGGCGAGCGGCAAUUGACGCUGACUGCCGCGCUGUGCACGCACAAGCAUUAUGACCACAGCGGCGGCAACACCGAAAUACAGCGUUUGGUACCUGGCAUAACCGUGUACGGGUCGUCUUACGAGGCGGUGCCCGGCGUGACGCACGGCCUGAUGGACGGUGAGGUGAUCCGCCUUGGCUCGCUUGAGGUGAAGGGUGUCCGUGCCGCCUGCCACACCGUAGGCCACAUGAUGUAUUACGUCUCCAACCCUUCCGACCCCUCCACUCAGCCGAUCAUGUUCACUGGCGACACGGUGUUCAUUGCCGGGUGCGGCCGUUUCUUCGAGGGCUCCGCUGCGAACAUGCUAGACAUCAUGAACAAGCUGCGCGCAUACCCCAAGGAGACCUUGAUCUACUGCGGCCACGAGUACACGGUGAAGAACUUGCAAUUCGCCAAGACUGUGGAUCCAUCCGCUGCCGUGCUGCGGAAGUUGGAGUGGGCUGAACGCGUCAGGGCCCAGGGUAUGCCCACCGUGCCGUCAACGUUAGGCGAGGAACUGGAAUACAACCCAUUCAUGCGUUCGUCUGAACUGAUGGGCACCGUCGGCGAGUCGACGGAGGAGGGCGCCAUGCGCAAAUUGCGCAGCAUGAAGGACCGCUUCUAA